AUGAAGGUGCCGAAGACACAAAAGGACAUUCAGAGCCUUACCGGACGGGUCGCCGCCUUAACACGCUUUAUUUCCAAGGCUACCGACAAGUGUGUACCGUUCUUUAAAGCCUUGAAAGGGGGCAAACAGCAUAUCGCAUGGACUGCCGAAUGCGACAAGGCAUUUCAAAACUUGAAGAACUACAUGAGUAGAGCACCAUUGUUGUCGAAGCCACUCCCAGGAGAGGUUCUAUUUCUUUAUCUUUCGGUAUCUAGCACUGCCGUCAGCUCGAUGUUGAUACGUAAACCAGAGAAAGCAGAACUACCGAUCUUCUACGUCAGUAAGGUGUUGUAG
Prunus armeniaca (apricot) is the source of this 333-nucleotide messenger RNA. The record is from the annotation of a GenBank genome assembly. NCBI's taxonomy places the organism in Eukaryota, Viridiplantae, Streptophyta, Magnoliopsida, Rosales, Rosaceae.